GGCGCCGUCGGAGACGCCGCGAUGCGCUCCGCCUCAGUGCUGGUGCUGGUGCUGCCGCUGGCGUUUGCCAGCAGCGAUCGCUGUCAAGAACUAACCAGCGAGUUCUGCGCCACACAACCCUACAACAGGACGAUAAUGCCCAACAUACUGAACCACACGACGUUGGAUAUGGCGGCGCUCGAGGCGCAUCAGUUCGCGCCGCUGGUGAAGGUCGGUUGCAGCCCCAGCCUGGCGUCGUUCCUCUGCCUGCUGUACUUCCCUCCGUGCACAGUGCUGGACGUUGCGACGCCGCCGUGUCGCGAGCUGUGCCAAGCAGCCAGGGACGGCUGCGAGCCGCUGAUGAACAAGUUUGGACUCCGUUGGCCGUUCUCCUGCGAGCAGUACCCGGCGGCCGGUGGGCUGUGUGCCGGGGCGCCGGUUAACGUCGCUACGUCGCCGCCGCCGCCGCCGCCAGCCAGGACCACCAGCGCCCCGCCGUCAAUAGGGACGUCCGCCGAGCCCGUGCGGCCGACGCCGGCGGCCUGCGCGACGGCGCCGCCGCUGACCGACCUGGCCGCCAUCGACCGCAUGCUGACCCAGCUAUUGCAGUACUCGGAGCGGCUGCAGGAGCUGCACGAACAGAACCUGCGGCUGGAGCAGCAGAAGCUCCAGCUGGAGAUCGAGCUGCUGCAGCGUCAGCUCCGCUCCGGCUAGGCGCGGGCGGCGCCAGCGACUGUGGGCGGUGCAGUGUCAGAUGAUCGGCGGGCGGUGCGGUGUCGGGUCAUGUAGGGCGGUACGACGUGGGCGGUGACCGUGGGCGGUGCAGUGUCAGACCAUCGGCGGGCGGUGCAGUGUUAGGCCAUCGGUGGCGGUGCGGUGUCGGGUCAUCGGUGGCGGGCGGUGUCGGGUCAUGUGGGGCGGUACGAUGUGGGCGGUGACCGUGGGCGGUGCAGUGUCAGACCAUCGGCGGGCGGUGCGGUGUCGGGUCAUCGGCGGGCGGUGUGGUGUCGGGUCAUGUGGGGCGGUACGAUGUGGGCGGUGACCGGGACGUAGUGCCGGCGCGGGAAGACGGGUGGCGGUGGUUUGUCCCGGUGCUCUCCGGCUGAGGAAGAGAGAGAAAACAGGGGUGCGAGUAGCCUGCUUUGUGGGUUGACGUAAGCUGAUCAAUA
Molecule: messenger RNA, 1148 nt
Organism: Pollicipes pollicipes
Lineage: Eukaryota; Metazoa; Arthropoda; Thecostraca; Pollicipedomorpha; Pollicipedidae
Product: frizzled-7-B-like
Exons: 1
Coding region: 22-693 (223 amino acids)
Biological process (GO): canonical Wnt signaling pathway; non-canonical Wnt signaling pathway
Cellular component (GO): plasma membrane
Molecular function (GO): Wnt-protein binding; Wnt receptor activity
Source: RefSeq, a predicted model, not a curated record